Ictalurus punctatus (channel catfish) is the source of this 2583-nucleotide messenger RNA. It is a transcript of the gene insyn1, whose product is annotated as inhibitory synaptic factor 1. Gene Ontology annotation, cellular component: postsynaptic density. The coding region runs from base 1290 to 2234 and encodes 314 amino acids. The transcript is spliced from 4 exons. Gene Ontology annotation, biological process: inhibitory postsynaptic potential. The record is from RefSeq and is a predicted model, not a curated record. Lineage: Eukaryota; Metazoa; Chordata; Actinopteri; Siluriformes; Ictaluridae.
GUUGCUGUCUGUUUAAACUCUCUGGCUCCUCCCAUCACGACUGGUGAGAGAGGGAGAGACAGAGGGAGAGAAAGAGAGCGAGAGUCGUUUCUGGCAGCCACCUGAGCCACUCGAUAAACUCCUGCUCCUAGCAACCCACAUCCGCCAGUGAGUGAGGGGGCGAGAGGAAGGGAUGGAGAGAGAGUGUCGAGUGAGAGACAGAUAGAAAGAGAGAGAGAGAGUGAGAGAGAGUGAGAGAGAGAGGAUGAUUGUGUGUGUAUGUAUGUGUGUGUGAGCUACAGGGCUCACACAUUAAGGCAGAGGGUACAUCUCUUCUUCAGACCCAGGCUGUCGUCACGGAUAAGGGGAGGCGUCGCCGUAGAGACGGAGGCAGCAGCGGCAGCCUCAACACCCUGGAUCAGCCUUCACCGCAGCAACGCAAGCUUCCUCGAGGACGGGAUUCCCAGGGUUCUAAUCUUGUUCAUCUUCUUCAUCUUCAUGUGCCUUGUCUUCUUCUUCCUCUUCUCCUCUUGCUGAUGGAUGGAAUUCUCCUGCUGGCUGGAAAGACAGAGAGGUGCCAUGUGACGAGUGAAUGGUCCUCUCCUCUUAAUCACCCUCGGGGAGCAGAUAUGGGAUUUACCUCCUCUGGCCACUUCUGAAAGAAAAAAAAAAAGGGAAAAAAAGAACAGAAAAAGAACAGCAUUUCCCCCGAGGGAAACAGUUUCCACGUGGACUGGAUGUCAUUCACUUUUAGAUGGAAUUGAAUUGACAACAACAAUUUUAAGUGUUUUCUAAAGAAUUUUGGAAAUCCAGUUCCAUCACCAUGAGGAGAGGCUUUAGAAAAGAUCAAGGAUCAAGGAUAUGCUAACGAUGCUCAAGGCUGGAGUGGGAUUCACAUGUCAUUGUCCAAAAAGUCUUCAUCAUACUCAGAGGGCUCCCACUGUACAUACAUCAACCUCAGAGGGCUCCCAUUAUUCCAUGUACCUGGAUCAAACCUUUCAGCACUUUCUCGGAUUUAAGACAUUUUAAAUGACUCCUACGUUCUCCUCUCUACUGUCCUCUUCCUCCGGAGCUCUUGGACAUCCCACAGUGCUGUGCAGGAGGAGGCUUGCGCACAGGCCCCACCAGCUUUCCUGGUUCUGCGGGUGUUUUUAAGAUGUUGGAGCCUGCCUGCGUGGCCCGAGCCCGAGAUCGGAUCAGUGAUCGGAUCAGUAGCACUGCGGCUCCUGGUGGCCCCAGACAUGGGCCGCGGCUCGGCCUGCCCCCGCGCUCAGCCCUCCGCCCACCCACCCCUGCUCCGUCUGUGAAGGAUGUCCAAGAGUCGAGCUCCUGCCCAGGAACCCUCUGAGAUCCCCAGCCAGAGAGAGCGCAUCCGCAGCCACAUGAAGAUGGUGAUAGAGCAGCUGGAAGGCAUUCUCAUAGAGCUCAAAGAUGUGGCCAAAGAGCUGCGGGAGGUGGUGGGUCAGAUUGACAAGCUCACAGCGGACUUUGACUUCGACCCAGAGCCAGAUGAAUGGACAGUGGCAACAGCGAGCAGCACAUCGAGUAGUGAACGUGGCCUCACUGAGGCCUUCAGGCUCGACUUCCUCAGCCACGAUGUGCUUUCCGACGCCUGGGAUUUCUGCGGCUAUCGUAAAAUGGCUCGGGAAGAAGAUGAGUUGCUGGAAGAGGAAGAGCCGGGGAGCUCUGCCUCGGCCACACCUACACCCAUGGUCAACACAUAUUCGCAGAUGAACGGUGGUCUCCCAAUCCCCAACGGACCUCUGAUGGUCACUCCGGACUCUUCCAGCGAGGAGGCAUCAAGUUCCACGCACAGUCAGAAAACAUCACGCACCUCCGGGACGAGAGAACGGGUUCGCUUCAGCGACAAGGUCCUCUACCAUGCACUUUGCUGUGAUGAUGACGAUGAAGAUGAACCAGAGGAGGAGGAAGGAGGAGAGGAUGAAGAUAAAGUGGACUGCGGGAUGCCAGACACAGACAGCGAGCCAAGCCCUCUGGCUUCUUCGCCUAUCCCUCCUCUCUCAUCCUCCAAGUGCUCAACCACUCUUCACAAAUGGCGGGAAACCUCUUCGGCGGGACCAUCGCCCGUUAAGAUGGCCAUGCUCGGGCCACACACGCUGCCUAGGAAGGGUCCAUUAAAAGCAGGCAGCAGGAAAAAACUGCUGCGCAACAGCAGCACUCAGACAGUAUCAGACAAAAGCACGCAAACAGUAUUGCCAUACAUCCCAGCGAAACAGAAAAGCAAAGAGCCCUAAGGAGAACUUAAACAGAAAAAGCAAAGCAAACUGAAAGAAUACUAGAGUGACCCUAUACUAUUUAAUAUCAAAUACAUAGAUACUAGAUUAAGACACAAAUUAAUAAAUGAAUUACUAAAUAAAUAAAUAAUAUAUGGGAAAACAGUCUGACUUUGAAGUCAUUCUACAGCUCAGGAAGUAAGCAAUGGUCCAAUUUUAAAACAUAGUGCACACUUUUGUGGAAAGAAUCUCAUGUUUUGAUUCAAUAAUCUUCAUAUACCUAUAAAGGUCCUCUACUACUAUGCCUGCUAUGCAUCAUGAAUAAUUGCGAGUCAUGCUUAAACGCCAUAUUCAGAGUUGGGUUCUGCAU